AUGAAACCCGAGAUCCGACAUUACUACGGCAAAACAGCCAAAGACCCCUCAAAAACUACCUCCAUAAGCCGGGGUAAGACUGAGGGAGAGUCAGCACACUAUGGGGAGACACUCACGGAAACCCCGAGGGCCAUUCGCGGGACAUACCCACGAUAUCGGGCAACUCUUGUCCCAGGCUUGCAGGCCCAAAAUGGUGGACGUCUUUCAAACCAUAGGGAUGGAGUCACUGUCUGCCUCAGAGGAUGA
Molecule: messenger RNA, 246 nt
Organism: Pelobates cultripes (western spadefoot toad)
Lineage: Eukaryota; Metazoa; Chordata; Amphibia; Anura; Pelobatidae
Source: the annotation of a GenBank genome assembly